GGCGGCGGCGCGGCGGGCGAGCAAUGCCCCUCGCUCCUCUGCUUACGCUGCCCUUCCUCCUUCUCCUCACGCUCCCGGCUCUGAAGCUUUUGUUUACCCCGGCCACUGUGAUGGCAGGAAACUUCCCGGAGGGAUGGGCUCAGGCCGGGCUUGUGCUGCGCCGGGCUCCGCAGGGCUCCGGUCGCAUCGUGAGUUUAUUUGGGAAGACAAUAAUUAGCUGAAUAAACAGCACAAGAUGACUUAUGAUUCCUGCUAUUCAUGGGAGCCUCUCUGGAUUGUCCCUGCAGAAUGCUGCAGCUUCCUUUCCUUCAUAGUGUUCUCAGCUUGUGGAAUCAUAAACCUCAGUGGAACUUUGGGUGGAAAUACUGACAUGAACUUAAGAACUUUGAUGCUUUCAAACGCUGAAUUUUGAUUGUUAAGUGACCAGUUCAAAAUACUGCCUGAACAAGAUGAAAUGCCUUGAAGACCUUUGGUUCUGCUUUCAUUUUUCCUGAAGCAAUGGUUUUCUCAGCAAUGUUGACGCUGGCCCACUCUGGGACCUCAAAUGCUACUUUCAUAGUUUAUGAAAAUGCCUAUAUGAAUUUUACCACCCCCCAGUUCUUGCUUCAUAGUGGCACAACACAGCCGUUGAGAUAUGGUUCAGGUGCUGUGCUCACCGCUGAGAGAAGUACUUUCCUGGUAAACACCACAGCUAUCCUGCCAUCACAAGAAGUUUUCAGGAGCUUGAGUUUGCCACUCCAGAUCCUUCUUUCUGCUGCUAUGAUAUUUAUCCUAUUGGUUUCUUUCCUUGGGAACUUUGUUGUCUGCCUGAUGGUCUACCAGAAGGCAGCUAUGCGAUCUGCAAUUAAUAUCCUCUUAGCAAGCCUGGCUUUUGCAGACCUGCUGCUGGCAGUGCUGAACAUGCCAUUUGCUCUGAUAACAAUCAUUACCACACAUUGGAUUUUUGGGGAUAUAUUUUGCAGAGUUUCUGCCAUGUUCUUCUGGCUUUUUGUCAUAGAGGGGGUAGCCAUUCUUCUUAUUAUUAGUAUUGACCGAUUUCUUAUCAUAGUUCAGAGGCAAGAUAAACUGAACCCCUACCGUGCAAAGAUUCUUAUUGUGAUUUCCUGGGCAGCAUCCUUUGUUGUUGCUUUUCCGUUAUCAGUAGGGAAUCCUAACCUGCAGAUACCUUCGAGAGCACCUCAGUGUGUUUUUGGCUACUCUACAAGCCCAGGUUACCGAGCCUACGUGAUAAUUAUCUUGCUAAUUUCUUUUUUUAUUCCAUUCCUGAUAAUGCUGUAUUCUUUUAUGGGCAUACUCAACACCGUCCGCCACAACGCAGUUCGUAUCCAUAGCCACCCUGAUAGCAUAUGUCUCAGCCAGGCCAGCAAACUUGGUCUCAUGAGCUUACAGAGACCUUUUCAGAUGAAUAUUGAUAUGAGCUUUAAAACUCGUGCCUUCACAACCAUCUUGAUUUUGUUCCUUGUCUUCAUAGUCUGUUGGGCGCCAUUCACCACUUACAGCCUUAUUGCCACGUUCAACAGCCACUUCUACUACAAGCACAACUUUUUUGAGAUAAGCACUUGGCUCCUUUGGCUCUGCUACCUCAAGUCUGCACUGAACCCACUGAUUUACUACUGGAGGAUUAAGAAGUUUCACGAUGCAUGCUUAGACUUGAUGCCCAGAUUCUUCAAGUUCUUGCCACAGCUCCCUGGCCAUACGAGGCGGCGCAUCCGGCCCAGUGCCAUCUACGUGUGUGGGGAGCAUCGGUCGGUAGUUUGAAACUGCGGGUGCUUUGACAGUGAUUGUUGUUUGCUGGGGUCAUUUGUUUUUAGGCUUUAGGUUGAAUUUUGUUUUGUUUCACAUGGCUUUUUCGGUGUGGCCAUAUCUUAUAACUUGAUUAAAUUUUCAGUACUCUGUGCAAUUUUGGGAAGAUGGAGGGAGGGAAUGUGAUUGGCUGUAGUUAGGUUUACUACCAGAAUACAAUGUAAACAGAAUAACAAAUGUUACCUCUAGGAUUCCAUGGAAAUCCGUUCUUUUAAUGAAAACUAUAUUUGGAACAUCUUGUCAGGUUUAUGCUUACUAGGCCUGCAAUUUUAUCUAAUUGUGGGGACUUUUUUUAUGCUGCUAAGAUAUGAUGUAUUUUGUUGGUGUAAUUUUUUUUUAAAAACUAUUGCUGCUGUCAAUAUAUUAGAGCCAAAAAGUCUCAUUAGAUUAUUUCUAUCUAAUUUAACGAUAUUUCAGAAGUUUCCAUGGUAACAUUAAAAACCUUU
Messenger RNA from Ficedula albicollis (Collared flycatcher), 2249 nucleotides. It is a transcript of the gene GPR63, whose product is annotated as G protein-coupled receptor 63. The coding region runs from base 499 to 1758 and encodes 419 amino acids. Gene Ontology annotation, molecular function: G protein-coupled receptor activity. Gene Ontology annotation, biological process: G protein-coupled receptor signaling pathway. Gene Ontology annotation, cellular component: membrane. The record is from RefSeq and is a predicted model, not a curated record. NCBI's taxonomy places the organism in Eukaryota, Metazoa, Chordata, Aves, Passeriformes, Muscicapidae. The transcript has 4 exons.